AUGUCACUUUGUGAGGACGAGGGAUAUUUCCAUGACUAUGGGAGCCUAGUCAGCAAAGGUUCACGAGGGCAUAAUAAACGCAAGCCGGGCAAAACUUUCUCUGACCGAAGACUUUUCGCGAAAACUAUUCAUGACCCUGAAAAUUCUUUGAGCAACAGAGCACGCAAACGUUUCCUCGCUGAUCGAUCAGAUGGAUUUUGUCCAAAUGUGCCUUAUUCCAUGGAUAAACAUGACAGAUGGAAGAGGCUUACUCCAGCAUCACUUCUCAGUAAUCACCCGACGUGGGCUCCUGAACUUCGCGUGAUUGUACGAAAAGCCAUUCAGUUUCCAGCUUUUAAAGAGCACCACGCUUCCGCCGCUGGGAGCCUACGCGUACUCGAUGGUGAUGUAAUCACGACGAUUUUCACUACAAAAAGAAGGAACUCGAGUGAAGGACGGCAAGAUGGAAGUGAAAAGACCGUGCAAGCAAGAAUUCACUUCGAUGUCAUAGCUGCUCCACGUCUGCGUUCCAAAUCUAGAAAAUUCAGGAGAGGCAUUAGGACGAGAACUGAACGGAAAUACACGAGACCUGAUUAUUGCGAGGAAAUUGCUGAAUAUUUAGCGAACGCUGGUGUAUAUCCGUCACAUCCUGAAUGUGCCGAUAUCCAUCCGACUUCCACAAGAAUUCCCAAACCAACGCUCGGAGAUUUUUUGCUCUCUGAGCAGCCAACAACGUCAUCAAAGAUAGAAAAAGAGAAUACUAGCCCUCCUAAAAUAUGCUCUUUUGUUAAGAUUAUUCCAACAAAGCCUGUUCAUGUCAUCGACAUUUCCAAGGCUACUAAUACUGGUCAUAUUUUCGAAGUUAUCCAUUUCUCCCUUAAGGAAUUGGAAAAGUUCGAUUUUCGGGAGGAGAUUACGCGUCUACUACCUAACAAUUGCACUUUGCAAUGGUUUGGCGAGGAUCGUGUGUCAAUAAAAACUAAGCCUUCGGUUACAUUAUUCUUUGUUGUAUUUAUGGAGAAAGACCAUUUUGAAGGGAAACUCAGGGUCCGCAUCAACACGAACACCCCAUACCCGCCUGGUUUCGGCAGAAAGGACCUUUUAAAAUUACUGUUGAGAAGAAGAAGAUUUUCAAUGUUGUUAUAUGAUCUGAUUGAAUUUAUACUAAACACAGUAGAAAGCAAGAACCCGAGCAGCCAACCGUCUGAAGAAGAUAGUCGAUGUUUGCAAUGUAAAGAAAAUUUUUUGCCACGUGUUAACAGUGAAAUGUUGGCAUUUUCGGGAACCCUGCUUUUGGAGCAUCAAAAACUUGCAUUUUUCGAAUCACAUUACAGUUCAGGCGAUUUCGAGAUUGUUUGCAAAUCUGAGAUUAUACAAUUUUGGGAAGCCCGUGAUGUCUGCUACCGAUGCAACUCUCCAUACAAUACCGAUCUCUUCCCGACUGUAGAUGGUUCGAUGUGUAGGCAGUGUGUAGCAUCCUAUGUGAUACAUCAGCUCCGUCUCAACCGUUUUCCCUUACAAAUCCCGCUUCUGCCUAGCAGUAACAAUUCCUCCAUUGAUCUCCUCUAUGCAGUUUUGCCUGCUUCCGUUAUUUCAUUGAUAAUACAGAUGUCCUUCACUUACUUCUACACGCUUGAGUACCCUGAAGCGGUAUUUUUAGAAUGUCCUAAAUGCACCCUACCAUUGGUGGCUCCUAGAGGAAAUGAAUUCAAUAUUUGUACAUGCCCGGUAUGUGGAUGCUAUUGGUGUUCCCUUUGCAACUGGGAACCACAUUGGCCGAUGAACUGCAAAGAAUUUAGGGAGUGGAGCAAAAAAUGGGAACAACAAUACUUAUUUGAAAAGUUCAACCUCGACAAUGGAGAACGUCUUCUAUGCAUAACGUGCGAUUGCGGGCAAACUUUCUAUGCUCCUGAAAACUCGGCUCACGGGACUGUGUGCAGAGGUCGGAGAUGUGGAUUACGCUACGAUAGAGUUAAGUUGAUGCGAUACCCAUGGGAAUUCUAUGGUCCUUUCUUCAUUAGGUACCGAAGGAGGUAUCACAAACGAGGGAAGAAAGAGGGAGCUCCUGCACAAGUGAAAUAUGUGGCGCCGAAAAAACUCGUAAGGAAGCAAUAUUCGAAGGUAUGCACGGAAGCAAGGAACCGAAGGUUCGAUAAUCAGGGCAGAAAAAAGUUUGAGAAAGCAAUUAACAGAGUGUUUUCUUGCAAGUCGAGUGCUUCCGAUGCGAUUAACUUGGGGAGAACAGCUCUUUUUCUAGUAGAAACUUGCACAGCAUGGCUAUACCUUCACCGAUCUGAAGACCAUCAACAUCUGAAAUCAUUAGUUCUGCAUCUCCUUGAAAAUUACUCAAUCCUGCAGGAAGAAAUUUCACUUCCAGCAUCAAACGUCACUGCAAGGUUCGAUGAUUUGAAGAUAGUGAUCGCUAAGGUGCUCACCUUGUUUUCUCAAAGUAUCAAGAGUUCAGGUGCACUUGAUCAAUAA
Molecule: messenger RNA, 2460 nt
Organism: Necator americanus (New World hookworm)
Lineage: Eukaryota; Metazoa; Nematoda; Chromadorea; Rhabditida; Ancylostomatidae
Exons: 23
Coding region: 1-2460 (819 amino acids)
Source: RefSeq, a predicted model, not a curated record